Molecule: messenger RNA, 782 nt
Organism: Colletotrichum godetiae
Lineage: Eukaryota; Fungi; Ascomycota; Sordariomycetes; Glomerellales; Glomerellaceae
Exons: 3
Coding region: 12-782 (256 amino acids)
Source: RefSeq, a predicted model, not a curated record
AAGUCUGCACAAUGAUGUUCCCUCUUAUCUACUUGCUUCUUCUCCAAGCCGCUUCUCUAACCCUCGGCGCUCCGCAACAGGCCCUAUCACUUCCUGGACGGAAAAUGCCUAUCCUCGACGCCGAGCUCAACGGAGACGGCGAAGAGAGGCUCAGAGAGAUUCUUGACCGGCCCUACAGCACGCGACACCGCGACGGCAGCGACAGUAACAAACCCUUCAAGGACAUUCGCUUCUCCGAGAGCGAGGGAAGAGCACGGUGGACGCGGGCUAGUGUGGUUAGCAUAGAAGCGUCACGAUCGGGUGUCGAGGGACAUAUCCUAGAUGGGGUAUCAGUUCAGAGACAUGGGGUUGAAGACGAUUCUGAGGGUAGGAUGGAGCGCGGGGCCGAUGAGGUGGCCAGGAGAGUCUAUGGGCAAAGCACGUUGGAGGACGCGGAUGCCUACUCCAGUUACGAAGGUGGCUCCGAGGGUUGGAAGAGAUCUAUGCCCUUUGCUGAGCAAACAAACAUCACUACCAAAGAAAACAUUCACCAGCACCCGGCUGACCUCCUCGACGCCCUCGAUCGCAGCAGCGCAAGUCCACUAGCAUGGGACAUCCCCACUUCCCAAGCACCUCCCUCCUCUCUCCAAGAACGUGGAACCACAGACUGGACCUGCAACCGCAUCGGCCAGAAGAACAUCAAAAAAGCGCUAGCCAUGUACGACGUCUUCAACAAGGUCUUCGGCGCCCAGUCGCGGGUGGGCAAGACGAACCAGUGUUAUGUAGCAGAGUGCCAGGACUAG